UAAACCAGACUUCAACUGACAGUCGCAGUUGACGCAGCUAUCCGCGCAGCAUACUCGUUAACUAUUUAACAAACCUCAAAAACUCUAAGCAAGAUGGGCCUGACAUUCAACAUCAAAGCCCUCUGUACCCUCAGCGGCUCCCUCAAACUAAUUCAGAUCAUUUUGGCCUUUAUCUGCAUUGCAUUACUGCGUGAAUACGACCUCCAUUUUGGUGCUGAAUCUUGGCAUAAGAGUCUGGCAGACCGUAGGCUUGUUGGAAUCAUAGCCAUUGGUUCUUCGAUACUUAUUUCUCUUCCUCUUCUUCUUGCCUACAUCUUCUUUGCACAUUCAUCAAACCUACUGGAAGUACUGUAUUGUUUCACUGCUGCCAUCAUGAAUAUUGCUGGCGGAGCCAUGGCUAUUGAGACUACCAGGACAUGAGUAGGAGUAAAUCUUCAGAUGCUGGGAUGGCAAUGGGGGUAAGGUUAAUUUUUCUUGCAUGCAGGUUGCAAAU
This is a messenger RNA of Cherax quadricarinatus, 493 nucleotides long. The record is from RefSeq and is a predicted model, not a curated record. Lineage: Eukaryota; Metazoa; Arthropoda; Malacostraca; Decapoda; Parastacidae.